Messenger RNA from Odobenus rosmarus divergens (Pacific walrus), 381 nucleotides. RefSeq names its product 60S ribosomal protein L31-like. The record is from RefSeq and is a predicted model, not a curated record. The transcript is spliced from 2 exons. The coding region runs from base 1 to 381 and encodes 126 amino acids. NCBI's taxonomy places the organism in Eukaryota, Metazoa, Chordata, Mammalia, Carnivora, Odobenidae. Gene Ontology annotation, biological process: cytoplasmic translation. Gene Ontology annotation, cellular component: ribosome; cytosolic large ribosomal subunit. Gene Ontology annotation, molecular function: structural constituent of ribosome.
AUGGCUCCCGCGAAGAAGGGUGGCGAGAAGAAGAAGGGCCGUUCUGCCAUCAACGAAGUAGUGACCAGAGAAUACACCAUCAACAUUCACAAGCGCAUCCAUGGAGUGGGUUUCAAGAAGCAUCGUGCCCCUCGGGCACUCAAAGAGAUCCAGAAAUUUGCCAUGAAGGAGAUGGGAACUCCAGAUGUGUGCAUUGACACCAGGCUCAACAAAGCUGUCUGGGCCAAAGGAAUUAGGAAUGUUCCAUACCAUAUCCGUGUGCGGUUGUCCAAAAAACGUAACGAGGAUGAAGAUUCACCAAACAAGCUCUACACACUGGUUACCUAUGUACCUGUCACCACUUUCAAAAAUCUACAGACAGUUAAUGUGGAUGAGAACUAA